AUGGAUCUAGGUCUGGAGAUCCCUAAUCGCUAUCUAAAUGUCACCUUACUCAUAGCCUUUGCCGCGGGUCUGUAUGUCUGGCUGAGGUACAGGAAGCGUCCUCUGCGAACGCCGCCAAUUGUAUCACUAACAGAAGAUGAGAGGAAGAAUAACCCCCUUGAAGCACUGGAAAGGCAAAUCCACCAACAUGGCCCAGUCAUUGGGUUGCGCCGAGAUGGGAGAGUUGAAUACAUCGUGUCUGAUGAACUAACCCCUCAGGUUCUAACAGAGGACGCAAUAUUUAGCUUCGAGCUAGGGACAGCGAAGAUCUUGAACCUUGAAUUUCUACGCACGUUAUUCGGGAAUUCUGUCUUUCAUGAUAUCGACUCUAUGGUUAACACCCUCUUGACAAAACAUUUAGACACGAUGAUCCACCGCGUAUCUCCUAUCUUCGAAAGGAAUACGGCCGAACUCCUGAAGUGCCAUUCUGAAGACCCUGACAUAUUGCCAUCUCUUGACAGAGACGCCGUAGUUGACACUGCUGAAGGCGUGGCGGAACUGAUAGGGACAUUCCGAAGUCGCUCGAUACUAGCCCAAUAUUUCCCUAUCCUAUGGCAGAUACUAACAUGGAUGAAAGUUGUUAUGUAUAAGGUCGUAAUGCGGUUCGGCAUCGCGUUCGGGCCUCUCAUAUGGCAUCAGACCUCGGCUGCCUUGCAAGAAUCCAACAAGAAACCAUCAAAAAACGAUGUAUCUCUCCUCCGGAUCCUGGUCCAAACAAGUGGAGCUACGAACGGUCGCAUAACCUUCAGCUCCAGGUUGUGGAUAUUCGGAUUAGUCGUCAUGUUCAUUUUUGCCUCUGUGCAUCAGACUGUGUCAAUCACAAUGUGGACGAUAUUCCAAUUAGCCCUGCGCCCCGAAUAUCAAGAUCUCAUACGACGCGAGAUCCACGACCUCACCGUGCGUGACUCCGCUUCACCAAUACCCAUCUCCGAGCUCGACAUGCGAACCCUCCGCAAGGCUUCAUGCACGGACUCAUUUAUCCGCGAAGUGCUCCGGAUGAAGGGUGACGCCGUAAACCUGGUACGGAUGGCACGCAAGGAUGUCCAAAUGGGAGACUACAUCAUUCCCAAAGGGUCCCUAGUGUUACCACUGGUAUCCUUGUCCAACCGCUCCCCGCGUUACAAUGAAGGCGACCCCAAGAAAUUCGAUGGCAUGCGCUGGGUGGACAAGCAGAAAGCAGCUUCUACUACCGAUCCAGGGCAUCUUUCAUUCGGGCUCGGUCGGUGGGCCUGUCCGGGGAGGUUUCUAGCUGUUGCGGAAAUUAAACUGGCGAUUUUCGCACUGCUUGCGGAUAUGCGGCUGGAACUUGUCGAUGGGAGGUACGAGGUAGCUGACAAGUUUAAUAUAACGGGGAAUCCGCCUGAAGGGGAAUUGGUGUUCAAGCGGAUUGGUGUGCGUUGA
Molecule: messenger RNA, 1440 nt
Organism: Aspergillus bombycis
Lineage: Eukaryota; Fungi; Ascomycota; Eurotiomycetes; Eurotiales; Aspergillaceae
Exons: 12
Coding region: 1-1440 (479 amino acids)
Molecular function (GO): monooxygenase activity; iron ion binding; oxidoreductase activity, acting on paired donors, with incorporation or reduction of molecular oxygen
Source: RefSeq, a predicted model, not a curated record